This is a messenger RNA of Lates calcarifer (barramundi perch), 3246 nucleotides long. It is a transcript of the gene pex11a, whose product is annotated as peroxisomal biogenesis factor 11 alpha. The record is from RefSeq and is a predicted model, not a curated record. Lineage: Eukaryota; Metazoa; Chordata; Actinopteri; Centropomidae. Gene Ontology annotation, biological process: regulation of peroxisome size; peroxisome fission. Gene Ontology annotation, cellular component: peroxisomal membrane. The transcript has 3 exons. Bases 278 to 1018 code for a protein of 246 amino acids.
AACAAGUGAGUAUUGUCUUGCUGUAAUGGAUCAGCUGCGGCGAGUGGAGAAUUAGCUUCACGUGAAAGUGGAAGAAGUUUCAAAAAAUUCCGAUUAUCCAGUUGAGUUUUAAUCGACAUCGCUAGAUGAGUCACUGUUGCUGACGUAAUUUAAACUGAGACAAGUAACCGACAAAGUAGCGAGAAGUUACGUUAACGUGUCUCUGGUCUUAUAACGAGGGUUCAACUCUGCCCUCACCUCAGCUAACUAGAACAACCUGUUCCUAUUCGAUUCAGCCAUGGACGCGGUUGUAAAAUUCACAAGUCAAAGUCAGGGCAGGGACCGUAUAUUCAGAGCAACCCAAUAUGCAUGUGCACUGUCGAAAUAUUUACUCCAAAACAACGCAGACAGAAAGGAUCUUGUGGCAAAACUUAAAAGUCUGGAAACCAACAUGAGUGCUGGACGAAAAUUGUUCAGGCUGGGAAACACAAUAAAUUCCAUUGAGGCUGCUAAGCGAACCAUGCAACUCUCUGACCGAGUGCUGUGCCUGUGCCUCACUGUGGCCAACAUCAACCGCGCCCUCUACUUUAUCUGUGACAAUGUACUUUGGGCCAGAAGUGUUGGUCUUAUUCGCAAUAUCGACAAGGAACGUUGGAGCCUAAAUGCCUCUCGCUGCUACUUCCUCUCGCUAGUUAUGAAUCUGAUCAGGGACGUUUAUGUAGUCCUCCAGUUAAUGAUGCAGAGAGCAAGAGAUAAGCACUUUAGGCAGAAAAUGGAUCAGCAUAUCAGUGAGUGUCCUGAAGUGGCUGAAGUUGUCAUUCCUCAGCUGGAUGCUUUCCUCUUUCUGCUGUUGGAGAGCCUAAAAUCACACCCGGCUGUUGCCUUGGAUACACUGAAAAACUUUUGCGAUCUCUUCAUUCCCUUAGACAGGUUGGGUAUUUACCAGUCAAAUGCAGGAGUGGUUGGAUUUUGUGGUCUCAUAUCCUCACUGAUUGGAAUUGUGACCCUUGUACAACCCAAGCUGAGAAUCAAACCAUGAUAAUGAAGGCGGAGAUAAACCUUACUGACUAAUUGCAGGUCAGAAGGUUAGUUAUGACAUGUGUUACAUGAUUUCAUGUCAUCUAGUUGGAGCUGUAACGGUGAACUGAGGUUAACCUGUUGCACAAUGAGAUUAAGAAAUAGACCAAGGGCACAUUUUGUAACAUUUGUUUUAGAAUGACACUUUGUUUACCACCAAAUUCAAGCCAGCAAUAACUGAAGGGCUUGCAAGUUUUUAAUAACAUUUAAAACACAGGUUUAAAAGGGACAGGACAUAGUAUCCUUGUUUGUUUAUUUUCUUCAUUCUAAAGAGCCAAGGCUAAACGUUUGUGCAUGCCUCUCUUCUCCAACACAACAAACACCAGCAGUUUUAUAACUACUUGCAAAAUAAGGGCUUCUUACUGAUGCAGGCUUUUUCAUCUGGUUUUUCAGCUAUUUUUUAGAAGCACUAUAGUAUUAAUCAUGGUGGCACUGUCACUCUUAGUCCACUGUCUUUCUCUGCCCUCUGUUUUGUGAUAUUUGAGUUUUACCUUACCAAGCAAUGACUAAGCUGCUUCUCAGCCAAAGGUGCUCCUAGAGGGGAUAAAGUAGCAAGAUUCACUAGAAAGAUUUAAGGGAAUUAUUUCAACUGUUAUUUAUUUUUUCACUCUGCCAUUCAACGCAUGGCCUGGACCUUUGCUGUCAACUGAUUAACCUACUUUAAUUUUAAAACGUACAUGUUUCUAUGUAAAUGGUGUGAACAAUCAUAAAGUACCAGAGAGGUGAUCACUGAAAAACAUUUUGGCUCAGCUUAGAAAUGGAGUAACACUGCCCUCUUGGGGACACAUGACACAAUGCUGAAUUGAGAAGAGCUUUAUUUUUCAAUUUUACUGAGACAAUGAUACAAUUUUUUCUGGAAGCUGUUCUCAAUGAGGAUGACCUUGUGAUAAAGCAUCCACGAUCAAAAAUUGCAAAAAUAUAUUCCAUUUCCCUUUCACCAUACUUGUUGAGUUUUGCUGUGAAAAGACUGAAGAGACUAUGCAAAGAAGAAUCCCAUAAAAGAACAAACACAUACAAAGCAAUAAAUAAAGAAAUUUGUUCUAAUAGGUGGAUCAAUUACAGUGAUUUAUAAUUGACAAAAUGUUCAAUUUCACAUUUCCAUGGAGGCAUUGUUUUUCCAGUACCAAUAUAUCAAUUAAGCACACCUGUACGAUGAAAUAUGUGGAGACAGUGCUGGGCUGGAAGUACAAAUUAAAACAAAAACCAGGCCAUUCUUUGAAAAAUACAUGUAGACAAAUAGCUAACAUUAGAUGCGGUUUAAUCGGUGUCCUUGAAAACCUUGCAUUUUUAAAAUGCUAAAUUGACUGGAAAAAAUGUUCUAAUUAAAUACGAUAUAAUGUCAGUGCCAACACACUAUACAUUUUACAAGGCAUUUGAUAUCAACUUAAUCUAAAAAUGUUGAACAAAGCACUUUGAACAGUGGCAACAGUGUGAAACUACAUGUGUAAAUACUGCUGGCCCGUGUUUUUUUUUUUUUCUUCUUUUUUUUCUCUUCCAGAAUACCAAUGGUACACUGUUGCCCAUAAAGUUGGAAUAAAAUAUUUUUUAUCUCUUCUCAUGAAAUGAUUGUGACAAUGUCUAUAUAUUUUUGAUAGAUAUAGUGUAUAUCUUCUCAAAACAAAAUUGGUAACUGGGACUCAGUAUGUAAUCAUUGCCCCUGGUCAAAGGUGAUUACUGAUGUGUAUAAAUAGUAAUAAAAAGAGGAAUGUGUCUGAAAAAAUUAUUCCAACUUUAUGGGCAACAGUGUAGUUACACGCAGAGUGGCUCUGCUUUAUGAAUGAAAAGGCACCUUCAGUAGUUAGCUCCUGCAACAGUAAAAAACAAACAUCACAGUUAGCACUUGAGAAGACCCUUUCAUCAAGGGUCUGGUUUCCAAAACAAAAAACAAAAAAACAAAGUUAAAACAAAUGGUACUCCUGGUUAUCCUCAUUCCUGCUACCAUUAGACUAAUAUUUUGCCCUGGAAGUGUCACCCAUGUUGUAGUUUGUUUGAGUAGAAUGGAUCAGUAUGACUUUAGUGGUAAAUGGGAAGCCUUUAACUUGAAUUAGUCCUGUAAAUUAUUAUCAUUGUCAAGGUUGCAGUGGUGUCUAAAUUGUGUUUUAUGGAAAAUUGUCAUUGUGCUGAUAUUAAAAAAAGAGUUUUAGUACCUUUCUGCUUUGAAUUAAAACUCACUGUUUACCAGCCCCAGUA